AUGGCAAAUAGACAAAGUUGGAUUCGAAAUAAUGACAAUUCUGAGGCCACAGAGAUGUUACAUCAAAGUAAUAUUAACUUUGAUGAUAUCGCAGAAGAACUUGGAGAAUUAGGUAGAUAUCAAAUAUUUAUUUAUAUUUUGAUAUGUUUACCGGUGUUAUUUGGAGCUGCCAACAGUCUAAGUUACGUAUUUACAGCGGGAAUUCCUGAAUACAGAUGUCUUAUACCAGAAUGCGAAACUGCUGAAUCAGCAAUAUACGAUGCACCAUGGGCAAAGUGGGCUAUACCUCACGGUUCCAGUGACAACCAGGUGAUAGGGGUUAAAAGUGACAUAUGCUCAAGAUACCAACCAAAAGAAAAUGCUAGUAAUUGUUCUCCAGACUCGUAUACAAAUACAAUCAUACAUUGUUCUGAAUGGGUGUUCAGCACUGUCGAAAGGACUAUAGUCAAUGACUGGAAUCUCACUUGUAUUGAGAAUCAAUGGAAAGUAUCAUUAGUUGGGUCAUCGCAUUUCACAGGAAUCAUUGUAGGAUCCUUUGUUAGCGGAGUGCUUGCAGAUCGUUAUGGUAGAAAAGGCGUAUUCGUUUGUUGCAUUUUCCUUAUGACCGCCGCGGGUGUACUGCAAAUUCUGUCUUCCGAUUAUUGGAUUUUCGUGUUUCUCAUUUUUCUGAAUUCUGUUGGAACUGCCGGAGUGUAUCCAUUAGCAUUCAUCAUAGGAGUUGAAAUGGUUGGUAAAAACAAAAGGGAAGUCACCGGAAUCGUAUUGAAUUAUUUCUAUGCUAUUGGAGAAGCAAUUAUUGCCCCAAUUGCAUAUUAUAUACGAGAUUGGACACAUCUCCAGUUGAUAGUUUCGGCCCCCGCUAUUAUAUUUAUGGUGUAUUAUUGGAUUAUACCGGAAUCGGUUAGAUGGCUUUUGGCAAAACGACGUAUGGAAAAAGCUAAACAAAUUAUACUAAAAGUCGCUAAAUAUAAUAAGGUCACUCUUUCUGAGAAUACUAUGGAGUGCUUAAAACAAUCAAUUACAUUAACGGAGGGAAACGAACCAGAUAAGUCAACUAAAAUAUACCCAGUAGUGAAAGACAUGCUAUUAUCGAAAAAAAUGAUAAUUCGUUUCUUAAUAGUUUAUUUCAUAUGGGUCGUUAACGCCUUCAUCUUUUAUGGUCUUUCAAUAAAUUCUACAAGCUUGGGCGGUAAUAAAUACAUAAAUUUCGCCUUGGUUAGUCUCGUAGAAAUACCAGGAUAUACAAUAGCUUGGGUGAGCAUAAAAAAACUGGGAAGAAGGAUCUCGCUUGUAGGUUCUCUUUUACUCUGUGGUGUUACAUGCACUUUAACUAUUUUUGUGCAGAGUACCAACUUCGAAUGGGCCGUUAUUUUGUUAUUUUUGACUGGAAAAUUUGGAAUAACGGCAGCUUUUGGCAUCUCGUAUGUAUACACAGCUGAAAUGCUACCUACGGUUAUUAGAAGUGGAGGAGUAGGAUCUGCGUCAACUGUUUCGAGAUUUGGAGCUCUUCUAGCACCGUUUGUACCUUUAUUGGGUUUAUAUUUUGAUCCUCUACCGAUGAUUGUUUUUGGAGUUGCUGGAAUAACUGCUGGUUUAAUGGCACUCAAAUUACCUGAAACGUUUGGUUUAAAAUUACCUGAAACAUCUGAAGAGGCUAAACUGUUGUAACUCAGAAUCUUAUUGAUAAAUAUUUACUGUCAAGUAGCGUCACCUAGUGCUCAACUUUUAUUGAUACAGAAAUCCAUACCUUAUAUAAUGUAACACCUCACUUUAUCAAAACAAAUAGGCAUUGCAAACUAAAAAUUACAAUUUGAAAAUCUAGCACUAAAUAUUGUUAAAAACAACUGAAAUCAGAAAAGUCAUGGUGUGCUUAUUACUUUUAACAAAAGAUGACAAAAGCUUCUUCUUUUCUUUUCUUUUUCUUCGUUUAAGGGUGUGCUACCAAAAGUGACAGUUCUGGUAGCACAUCUUUAAGUAAGAAUGUUGUUUACACCAUAAUCACUUGACAUUGAUUCACUAUAUUUAGAACUAUUGAUUGAUUUUUUAACACUAGGUACAUUAUUUGACAUUGACCUCUAAACGUCAUAUUAGCCGAUUCAAAACGAGUAUUUAAGUUACACCAGGUUAGGAUUAUGAUGUAAAUAGAAAUCUAGGAUUUGUAUAAAACUCCUAGAGAAUAUAUACAGUUCCGAAGCUAUUUAGGAAAUUUCCCUCAAUGUCCACUUGCCCUGCUACAGCCUUAGAGGCGCUACUGAACUUGCCUCCUCUUCACUUCAUAGUGAAGAAAGAGGUUUAUAGCGACGCACACAGGCUAAUCCAAACAAAACUAAAGACAGGAAAUCUGAUAGGUCACCUAAGAAUUCUAGAGUUGAUGAAACUAGAAAGCCGUGAUAAAACCAAUGGAACAAAAACAUAGCACGUUGGACAAAGAUACCCCACUCGAAGUAAUUAACGACCGCCAAUCAUGGAUCAAUAAAAAUCCUCUGCAAGCCGAAAUAUAUCCCUCUGGUACACAAGGUGCUCGAAACUAGAUGGAUUGGGCAGUUUUUAACCAAAAUACCAGCUCUAGCUGUAGUUGCUAGCAAUAAACAAAUACACUCAGGAUAGAAACAUCUCUAAAAAGCACAAUUACAUUCUCUCAAAUAGCCAAGCGGCUUUGCUUAUGCGUGCACAUCUAAACUAGUGUGGGAGUGUAAACAAGCUCUAAAAACACUAGCUAACAAAAAAGAACAUAACCCUAAUGCGAUUUCCAGCCAACCGGUUAUAUCCGGAAAUGAGGAAUCAAUCUUGCCAAAAAUGGGGCAACGACUCAAUACCUUGGACCAACUGUGGCCUCACGAGAUGCCACAUCAAUAACGAAUUGAACGAAUGGCUAAAGAAUGAGAUGGAGUCUUACUGGAGUAACAUUCCAGACCUAAGACAAUCCAAAAGAUUAAUGCCCAUAUCAGCCGAGUCGUCUGAAGAACUUCUCGUGAUGACCAAAAACGACAUGA
Diorhabda carinulata is the source of this 2993-nucleotide messenger RNA. Its product is annotated as organic cation transporter protein. Bases 1 to 1668 code for a protein of 555 amino acids. Gene Ontology annotation, molecular function: transmembrane transporter activity. Lineage: Eukaryota; Metazoa; Arthropoda; Insecta; Coleoptera; Chrysomelidae. The transcript has 10 exons. The record is from RefSeq and is a predicted model, not a curated record. Gene Ontology annotation, cellular component: membrane. Gene Ontology annotation, biological process: transmembrane transport.